Meloidogyne enterolobii is the source of this 450-nucleotide messenger RNA. The record is from the annotation of a GenBank genome assembly. Lineage: Eukaryota; Metazoa; Nematoda; Chromadorea; Rhabditida; Meloidogynidae.
AUGUUAUUUAUUUCAUUAUUUGCCUUUUUAUCAGUCAAUUGUUGUACAUUAGCACAUCCUUAUUUGUUGGCGGAUAAUAGACAUUUUACUUUUUAUAUAUGGCAACGAUUCUUUCAGAGACAUUGGAUUGCUAAAUAUUUGGCAAUACCCUUCUAUAACUUCAGUGCAAUUUUUAUGUUUAAAAUGACCUCAGAAAUUCCAAAUAAAUUAAAGGCCUUUUAUCUUGUUUUUACUUCACUUUGCCUCAUUCCAGCCUUUUUAUUAGAAUUUCGUUAUUUUAUUAUACCGUUUGCUUUAUGGCGCCUUUCAUUAGAUUAUCAAUCAAGAAAAGCACAAUUUUUCGAAAUUUUGAUUAAUUUAAUGGUCUCUUCUUUUGUUCUCUAUUUAUUUUUAAAUAGACCUUUCAAAUGGCCUAAUGAUCCAGAAAAGUGGCAGCGGUUUAUGUGGUGA